Messenger RNA from Cynoglossus semilaevis (tongue sole), 4425 nucleotides. RefSeq names its product ADAM metallopeptidase domain 19b (gene adam19b). Gene Ontology annotation, biological process: membrane protein ectodomain proteolysis. The transcript is spliced from 23 exons. Bases 370 to 3147 code for a protein of 925 amino acids. Lineage: Eukaryota; Metazoa; Chordata; Actinopteri; Pleuronectiformes; Cynoglossidae. The record is from RefSeq and is a predicted model, not a curated record. Gene Ontology annotation, molecular function: metalloendopeptidase activity.
AUCCAUCACGUCUUUCACGGCGUCAUCUUCAGCCUUGAUGACGUCGUUAAAGGUAAAUGUUGACGGUGCUUUCAAACGUCAGGUUGACCUUUUCACUGAGCCGUACGGUCGUUGCUGAAGCUGUGAUCUGAGAGCUGCUCGGUAUUCUGGAGGAAUGAAAGUCAAUCCUGGUCUCGGCCAAACCUCCGACUCAGGCGUGUACGUGUGCGUGUGUGAGAGGGAGGGGUGGAGCAGAGAUGUAGCUGCAUCUGACGGACGGCCCGCUGCUCAGACGAUGCCUCGGCGGCAGCAGCAUCGCCUCCUCCCCGCUCCGCUCCUGCUGCUCACUGAUGUGCGGCUGCAGUUGUAGAAACCCCGUCUGCCGUGAGAAUGUUUUCGGAGGCUGCUCGUCUGUGGCUCCGUCUGUGUCUGUUCGGCUGUGCCGUGUCUGCUGCCGCUGAGACUGAUGGACUGAAACGGCAGGAGACCCUGAGGAGGAGCCUGGACCAGGUCCAGACAUAUGAGGUUGUUUCUCCCAGGUGGCUGCGUCCUGGACCAAACACACAGCCCCCCACAGAGACCCAGGUGGUGAUCUCAGCCGAGGGUCAGCAGCUUCAUCUGCAUCUGGAGAAGAAUGAGCAGCUGUUGGCCCAUGGAUACCAGGAAGUGUGGUACAGCCCAGAAGGAGUCCGCAAGUCCUCCUCUCCUGCCCCUGCUGGGCACUGUUUCUACCACGGGGCAGUUGAGGGGUUUGAAGGUUCCAGUGUUGCUGUCAGCACCUGUCGAGGACUCAGGGGACUGAUUUCUCUGAACUCAAGCGUCAACUACCUGAUCCAGCCUCUGGUCUCCGGGUCGGCAGGAACUCACGCUGUGUUCCGGGCCGAGAGUCUCCAUCUGCCCACGGGGAGCUGCCUCCAUCGCCACGGCAACAGCGGGACGGAGGAGCGGAUCGGUGACUUCAUCCGCGGAGUGGCGACAUCAUCGGGGAAAGUGAGGGAGAAGAGGGACGUGAGUCGAGCCACGAAGUACGUGGAGCUGCUGAUCGUGGCAGACAAAACUGAGUUUGAGAAGCAUGGCAGUAAUCUGGAGAAAACCAAACUGAAACUUCUAGAAGCUGCAAACCUCGUGGACAAGUACUACAAGGCCUUGAACAUCCGCGUGGCCUUGAUCGGUCUGGAGGUGUGGACCAGCCGGGACUUGAUCAACGUUUCUGAUAACCCUCACAGCACUCUGGCAGCCUUCCUGUCCUGGAGACGCAAACAGCUCCAAGUGUUUCCCAACGACAACGCUCAGCUGAUCACGGGUAAGUCUUUCCAGGGCACCACCAUUGGACUGGCUCCUCUCAAGGCCAUGUGUUCUGACUAUCAGUCUGGAGGAGUGAACACGGACCACUCAGAGUCGGCCGUCGGCGUUGCAGCCACCAUGGCUCAUGAGUUGGGUCACAACUUUGGGAUGAGCCACGACAGCGCCGGCUGCUGUCAGGCCAGAGCGGAGGACGGGGGCUGCAUCAUGGCCGCUGCCACGGGACACCCGUUCCCCCGAGUGUUUAACGGCUGUAACGAGAAGGAGCUGAAGAGUUACCUGAGCUCCGGAGGAGGGAAGUGUCUGUUCAACCUGCCCAACACCAGGGCCAUGUACGGGGGGCAGCGCUGUGGCAACGGCUACCUGGAGGAGGGAGAGGAGUGUGACUGUGGGGAGGAGGAGGAGUGUGACAGUCCCUGCUGUAACGCCAACAACUGUACACUGAGAGCUGGAGCGGAGUGUGCUCACGGAAUCUGCUGUGACAACUGCAAGGUACCAGCACCAAGAGUGCUGUGUCGUGCCCCCUCAGGACCAUGUGACCUCCCAGAGUACUGUGACGGGAAGACAGAACUGUGUCCUGCCAACUUCUACCUGGUGGACGGUACUUCCUGUGCAGCAGGUCAGGCCUACUGCUACACUGGCAUGUGUCUGACCCUGGAGCAGCAGUGUCUGUCCCUGUGGGGUCCAGGUGGCCGUCCGGCCCCCGACCUUUGUUUUAAGAAGGUCAACGAGGCCGGGGACAUGUACGGGAACUGUGGCAAAGAUCUGUUUGGGAAAUACAGGAGCUGUAAGGAGAGAGAUGCCAAAUGUGGGAAAAUCCAGUGUUUGACUUCGGCCUCCAAGCCCAUUGAGAACAACGCCGUGCGCAUUGAGACCACCGUGUCAGUAGGGGGCACCAGAGUGCAGUGUAUGGGAACACAUGUGUAUAAGCAGGGGGACAAGGAGACGCAGGGGGACACUCUGGACCCGGGUCUGGUCAUGACCGGCACCAAGUGUGGAGACGACUCGAUUUGCUUUAAUGGAGAGUGCCGUAAUGCAUCUUUUCUCCAGGCUGAUCAGUGCAACGCCAAGUGCCACGGACACGGGCUGUGCAACAACAACCAUAACUGCCACUGUGACCCCGGCUGGGCCCCCCCUCUGUGUCAGCACCGAGGCUCAGGUGGGAGUGUGGACAGCGGACCUGUCAUCGGCCACAGUCGCCUCUUCCCUGCGCUGCUUGUUCUCCCUCUGGUUCUUUUUGUCCUUCUGGCCGCUCUUGGACUGUGGUGCUGCUACAGACACAGGCUCCACCCACUGAAGGCCACAGUUCCACCUCCAGUGCCAAAUUGUUCAGUCUUGGUGGAGGACAAACCUCUGGUCACUAACUGUCCUGUGAAUGGACACACCAACCCCACCUUCCUGCUGCAGAAGCAGCAGUCAGACCUGGUGACCCCCCCCAGCUGUCCCAGCCCGUCGUCCUCCACCCGGGCCAGACAUCCCAUCGUGCGUCCAGCUGUGAAGCCGCCUCCUGUUCCUGCCUACGCUGCAGAGCAGAACAAACACCCACCUGAGCCUCACCCCCACCCCCACCCUCACCCUGCUCCUUCUUCUCAGGCCUUCACCCCCCCUCCUCUCACCCCUGCUCAGCUGGCCCAGCAGAGUCGGAUGCGGGCUCCUCCACCACUCUUUAGACCUCCACCUUUACCUGUUGAGGUUUCUAAAAGCCACUCAUCUCCUUCUGCACCAAAACAUCGCCCUGACCCCCCAGGUCGACCCCCCCCUCACUGUCCUGUCAGCAGACCCUCAGGAGAAAAAUAUAAAGCGACGGCUUCCACGAAUGGUGCUUUGGCUCCAUCUGCUGGACAGAAAAUACCAAACAGUAACUGAACCAAAACCUCAGGGCGACUUCACGGACCACAGGUGUUCCGUGUUCAGUGAGGAACAACAGAAACAACAGAAGACGGAGAGGAAACCUGACAAAAGUGGUUCAACGUUUGCAAUAUAUUUAUGGCCUGUAAUAUAGAAAAAUGUUCAGAUCUGAAGAAAUGGAAUGUAUUCCGUAAAAAGUUCUAGUUUAAGUCUGUAUGUAGCGCGCAUCAACUUAGAACUUUUUAAUUGGUGUCAUCAUGUUUAGGCUCGUCUCAGACGUCACUGUUCAAACAGGGCUGAUUCUCCAGGAAGAGAGAGUUGAAUGUUUACAGCGCGGCCUGUCAGGAGUGAAGGGAAACUCUUAUAUUAAGAACCAUGCACGUAGUGAAGAGCUUCCGCUUCGUCUGUGUGAUCAAAUACUGUGAUUCUUACCUGGACCAAUAAGGACCAGUGGAGCCAAACAUGUGCUUGUGCUGACAGAUACAUAUCUGAUGAAUAUCUUUUUAUUCUUUGUUUGAAUUUUUUGUACUGUUAUGACGUUGCACUUUUAAGUAUCAAAUAUCUGAGACAGACCUGAAAUGUUCUUUCUAACUGUGACCCCGUGACCUCCAGGUACCAAAAAGAUGUCAGUGAUUAAACUAACUCUUCAGGAAUUUCUUAAAAAUUAACGUUAAAAUCACAUCAGUCAUUUUAGGCGUGUCAUGUCGACCACGCGGUGCUGUGUUCAUCAGCAGGGACACUGCCCUCUGUUGGUUUUUUCUAUUUUUCCCUUUUCUUUGUAGCAGCUUCGAAAUGUUCGUCAGUUAAAAUGUUUGCCCAGUAGAGGGCAGUUAUGCAAAACAAAAGUAUGGAAAAUUGUUGAGUGAUAUCAUACCAGAUGGCAGUUUGAUCCAAGACUUUGUUGGUUUGUCAGACAUGUGACCAUCAAUGAAGUGAAGAAAGUGUCGACGCCAAGAUCAAUGUGAAGAGAAGGAAUGAAAAUAAUUGGACGAUCACUUUUCUUCAGACCUAGAAAUCCCACGAGUCUCUGUGAAAAGUUUUUUUUUUAACUUGGAUUAGAUUUAUAUACUGUAACAGUGAUGAUUGACAGGUGCACUAACACAGAGACCGUGGUUCCACCAACAAUCAGGGAGGGGUUUAUAUCUGUUCUCUGCCUACUUUUCCUCAAGACGACGACUGGUUACUGGUUAAACUGGACUGGUUACUGGUUAAACCGGACUUUUGUGUCACUUUGUCCAUGUGACCAGUUGAACCUGGAGCUCAAAUAAAAGCUGUUGCAGAUGAAACUGCCAUAAA